Acanthopagrus latus (yellowfin seabream) is the source of this 1970-nucleotide messenger RNA. RefSeq names its product histone H1-like. Gene Ontology annotation, biological process: nucleosome assembly. Gene Ontology annotation, molecular function: structural constituent of chromatin; DNA binding. The coding region runs from base 527 to 1132 and encodes 201 amino acids. Gene Ontology annotation, cellular component: nucleosome. Lineage: Eukaryota; Metazoa; Chordata; Actinopteri; Spariformes; Sparidae. The record is from RefSeq and is a predicted model, not a curated record. The transcript has a single exon.
UCGGUGUGUUUGCUGCUGCCAGAAUAACUCGAGUUUAUAACAAAAUGAUCACCGACAGAUGGUUGUUUUUACUUCGUGUCCCUGAACAAACAGCUGGAGCAGCUGGAAAACUACUUCUGACGGAGCUCUGAUGCGUUUUAAAACACUUUAGGAGAGAAAUGAGAGGGAAAAGUCGCGGAGCAGCGCUGCUCACCGCGGUGAAAGCGGGAGGUUUGGAGGCUCCUCCAACAAAAAGCAGAGAGCAGCAGAGCUCUACAUGACUUCAAUAUGAAGAGAAACAAGUCCGCUAUCGGCUCCUUCACUGUCAGCCUUCAACUCUUGUCCCACAUUUAGUCUGGAGUCUUUUAUCGAUGAAGAGAAAACACAAGUGGCCCGGCAUUCACACUGCUCACAGGAGCCGCGGCCCGGGUUGACUCUCCACGGUUCUCAUGGUGUGUUUAAGGACCGCCUCCUGUUCUGGAUUCUCCAUUCGUCCAGUCACACUCUCGUCUCGCUGUCGUGAGUAGCAUCAGAUUCUGAAUACACAAUGGCAGAAGUAGCUCCAGCUCCCGCCGCUGCCGCCGCUCCGGCUAAAGCCGCCAAGAAGAAGGCGAGCAAGCCCAAGAAGGCCGGCCCCAGCGUCAGAGACCUGAUCGUCAAGGCUGUGUCUGCAUCCAAGGAGAGAAGCGGAGUGUCUCUGGCCGCUCUCAAGAAGGCUCUGACUGCCGGAGGCUACGAUGUGGACAAGAACAAGGCCCGCGUCAAGACCGCCGUCAAGGCUCUGGUGCUCAAGGGGACUCUGGUCCAGACCAAGGGGACCGGAGCAUCCGGCUCUUUCAAGAUCAGCAAGAAGGUGGCCGAGCCCAAAGCCAAGAAGCCGGCCAAGAAGGCUCCUGCUAAAGCCAAGAAGCCCGCAGCCAAGAAACCCGCAGCGGCCAAGAAGCCCAAAGCUGCGGCCAAGAAGCCAGCAGCCGCCAAGAAGUCCCCCAAGAAGCCCAAGAAACCCGCAGCCGCCAAGAAACCCGCCAAGAGCCCCAAGAAGGCCGCCAAGAGCCCCAAGAAGGUGGCCAAGAAGGCUCCUGCAGCCAAGAAGGCUCCCGCAAAGAAGAUUGCCAAGCCCAAAGCCAAGAAGGCAGCACCCAAGAAGAAGUGAGCCCUCACCAACACCUGACACCUCCUCAACAAAGGCUCUUUUCAGAGCCACCCACACCAUCCUCAAAGAGCUCAGUCUUUUUCAUUAUUCACCACAAAUCUCAUCACUAACAAAAUCUUUUACAUUUUAAUGCCACUGACACUCAACAUCACACUCUAUGUUCACCUGCUGGACGGUGGGAGAACUCCUCUUCACUUCUCAAACUGCUUUUAUCUCACUGCAGGUUUCAACACACCACUUAACUGAUACUGAUUAUUUUCUUAACAAAGUGUCACGUCAGAGACAACACAACAAACUCAGCUUCCUCUGGAAAUAAAAUCUCUCUUCAGUCUGAGAAGCACAUUCAGGUUUCAUGUUAUUCUGCACGUGACUCAACUAGCAUCUGGUCUCAAGUGACGCGCGCGCGGGAACAGGAAGAGAUGAAGGCCUUCACUUAAUAUCUUAUUACAUUUGUUCAGUUGCACCUGAUGAUCUGAAUGAUAAAUACUGUGCAGUUCAUUUAUAAACAUUGUUUGGAUGAGUUACAGCCUUUAACCUUCACAAUUACCUGAUACAAUGUUUUAUCAACCAUCUUAUUGUUUAACAGUAAAAUUACUGAACUGCAUUUUUAAUUCACAUGUUUUAAUUCUAUUCAUUCUUUUUCCUUUUCUAAAUGCUGCAAUCCCGCAGGUGAAUGCAUGUAUACAUUUGUAAAUAUGGGUUAUUAUUACUAUUGUGUUUUUAUUGUGUUAAUAACUUUUUGUUUCUUUGAAUGUUACAUUGUCAUUUAUAUUGUUGAUUAAUGAAGAAAUGUAUUUCCAGUUAUUUUUAGUAUAUUAAAUACAUUUGAACAAUUUAA